Molecule: messenger RNA, 1185 nt
Organism: Naegleria fowleri
Lineage: Eukaryota; Heterolobosea; Eutetramitea; Acrasida; Naegleriidae
Exons: 1
Coding region: 1-1185 (394 amino acids)
Biological process (GO): transcription initiation at RNA polymerase II promoter
Cellular component (GO): transcription factor TFIIE complex
Source: RefSeq, a predicted model, not a curated record
AUGUCGACACAACAACCCAAACUUGAUCCGCUCUCCCAAAAGCAACUCGAAAUGAUCAAUCGGCAAGAAAAAUACAAGGCCGAGAUGAUGGCCAAAAAACAACAACAAGAGGAGAAUGAUGGAACAACAACAACAAAAAAGAGAAAAUCAAAAAAGAAGGAUGAAAAAACUGAUGGUAAAAAGAAGAAGAAAUCAAAGACUAAUAAUACUCAAGAUGUGCAGGACGGAACCAAUGCCAUGUUUUACUCGAUGGGAGCAUAUGUUGAUGAUACAGAAUCGGCUCCAUCCUCUCCGUCUUCAUCGGCUCCAAAUGGAGAUGGCUCUACGGUCGAUGGUGAAGUAAGCACAGAGAAAGAGGAGAGAAGAAGAGGCAAAAAGGAACAUCUGCUCGGAUUAAUAACUUUUAAAAUUAUUGAAUUUUUGCAAGAGGACACAUCCAAAAAGUAUUCAUUUAACCAAAUACUCGAGUCAAUUGAUUAUAACAGCUGUACUGAAGAGGUAGAUGAGGAAGAUGAAAAGAAAACAAAAACCGUUGUGCGAUAUGAAGACUCACUUGCUGCUCAUUUGGACGACAAAACUAAAAGAGCAAUUUUCACAAAGUUAAAAGACAACCAAAAAGUCGAUUACACUCCAGGUCCACUCAAAACUAAGGGAAUUGAUGACGCUGCAGUUUUUAGUUUUAAGGCCAUUCACCAAUCUGUAAAAAACAAGGAAGAUAUUUUAAAUUUAUUGAAACAUCCAGAGUUUGUGAUUAGCGGAAUUCCGGUUUCAGAAUUGGCUGAAAGCUACAAAACUGUUGGAGAAGAUGUAGAACAAUUGAAGAAGGCAAAAUUGGUCAUUGCCAUACCCAACCAAGACAAAAAGUGUGAAAUUUUGUAUUAUAACGAUCCUACUGUUGCCAUGCCAUCCAUUGAUCCCAAAUUGAAACAAUUAUGGGCAGAUACACGAAGUAGGAAAAUUUCGAAUAAUGACUUGAAAUCUUUGCUCGAAAAAGCAGGACUUCCACCGAUCCAGACCGUGGAAUGGCCUGAAGACGAAUACAGAAGAAAGAAGGAAGCAGAGCGAGAAGAAAUGGCAAAGAAUACCAAGAUUAAACGUUCUCGAAAGAUGAAUAUCAAUAAGAUGACAAACAAGCACUUGAAGGAUGCUUUUGUUGCAGAUCAGCAACAGACAACGAACAAGUAA